This is a messenger RNA of Python bivittatus (Burmese python), 4658 nucleotides long. The record is from RefSeq and is a predicted model, not a curated record. NCBI's taxonomy places the organism in Eukaryota, Metazoa, Chordata, Lepidosauria, Squamata, Pythonidae.
CAGGAAAAAUUCAAGCUCCAUGCCUUGCUAAAGGAGAGAAGAUGUUAUGUUGGGGAUAUUGGUCUUUCGGAUUUCCUGGAUCAGGUAGUACUUUACAGGCAGUCAUCCCUGAACCUCGAACCAGUGGAUUCAUUCAUGAGAGGAGUGUCAAGGAAGUGGCUUGUGGGGAAAACCAUUCUGUGUUCUUGUUGGAAGAUGGGGAAGUCUACACAUGCGGUGUGAACACCAAAGGGCAACUUGGUCAUGAGAGAGAAGGCAACAAGCCAGAACAAAUUUAUGCUCUAGCUGAUCAGCACAUCAUCCAUGUGGCCUGUGGUGAGUCUCACAGUGUGGCUCUUAGUGACCAAGGCCAGCUCUAUUCCUGGGGUGCAGGGAGCGAUGGCCAGUUGGGCCUUACAACAAGAGAAGAUUCUGUAACAAUUCCAAGGUUAAUAAAAAAGCUGAACCAAGAGAUGAUUCUUCAGGUCUCAUGCGGGAACUGGCAUUGUCUAGCUCUAGCAGCUGAUGGACAGUUCUUUGCAUGGGGACAGAACAACCAUGGACAGCUUGGACUCGGUAAAGAAUUCCCCUCUCAGACCACUCCUCAGCGUGUCAGAUCACUUGAUGGGAUCCCUUUGUCUCAGGUGGCCGCAGGUGGAGCACACAGCUUUGCUUUGUCCCUCUCAGGAGCUGUGUUUGGCUGGGGAAAAAACGCCUCUGGACAGCUGGGUUUGAGUGAUGAGAAAGAUCGAGAAUCUCCUUGCCAUGUGAAACUCUUAAGGACUCAAAAAGUUGUCUAUAUCAGCUGUGGAAAUGACCAUACAGCUGUCCUGACAAAGAGUGGAGGAGUAUUUACCUUUGGUGCAGGAUCAUGUGGGCAACUUGGCCAUGAUUCAUUGAAUGAUGAAGUCAACCCUAGAAGAGUUUUGGAGCUGAUGGGCAGUGAGGUGUCCCAGAUCGCUUGUGGUAGACAGCACACUCUAGCCUUUGUGCCUUCUUCAGGAAUGAUCUAUGCAUUUGGUUGUGGAAUGAAAGGCCAGCUGGGAACGGGGCACAUCUGCAGUGCUAAAUGUCCUUCCCCAGUCAAGGGCCACUGGGCAGCUCAUAAUGAGCAAAUCUCUGGUAGAGCAGAUACUUGCACGUAUUAUAUUGUUAAACAUAUAUUCUCUGGAGGAGACCAAUCAUUUGUAAUUUGCUCAGAAAAAGAGAAUUCUGUACCAGCUGAUGAUUUCCGGACCAUAAAUCAAAGUGACUAUACCUGUUUGAUUAAUGACAACACAAUAGACAUGUGGAGGCAAAAGCUUUCUGAAAGAAAUAACUCUAAUUCAGUGAACAGUGAGGUUGUGCAGAUCUUAUCUUCAGCUGCUUGCUGGAAUGGAAGCUUCCUUGAAAAUAAAAUAGAUGAACAUUUUAAAACAAGCCCCAAAAUUCCAGGAAUUGACUUGAAUUCCACCAGAGUGAUGUUUAAUAAGCUAAUGACAUCUCAGCAUUCUACAUUGCGUGAUCAGAUCUUGAAGAGCUUUGAAAGCUUUUUGAUCCCCCAGCUGCCUAGCUCCCCGCCAGAUGUUGAAGCCAUGAGAAUCUAUCUGAUUCUUCCAGAAUUUCCUCUAUUUCAAGACUCAAAAUACUAUGUAACCUUAACGCUUCCUUUGGCAAUGGCCAUACUGCGCCUGGACAAAAAUCCCAGUAAAGUUUUAGAUAACUGGUGGUCUCAGGUAUGCCCAGGGUACUUCUUGAGGCUAGUGGAUCUCUACAAAGGUGCUGUGAUUUAUCUCUUGAAUGGGAAAAAAACAUUGCUGAUCCCGGUCUUGUACAGCAGUUACAUCACAGCUGCACUAAAACUUCUGGAGAAACUUCAUAAAGUAAAUCAGAAAGCUAAGCACAUAGAGUAUGACAAGUUUUAUAUCCCAGAGAUUUCUAAUUUGAUAGAUAUUCAGGAAGACUACCUGAUGUGGUUUUUGCGUCAAGCUGGAAUGAAAGUAAGACCAUCUAUCAUGCAGGAUACUGUGACUCUGUGCUCUUACCCUUUUAUCUUUGAUGCACAAGCCAAGACCAAGAUGUUGCAGACAGAUGCUGAACUGCAAAUGCAGGUGGCCAUUAGUGGAGCAAAUCUACAGAAUGUCUUCAUGCUUCUCACGCUGGAACCCCUUCUGGCUCGAAACCCAUUCCUGGUCCUUCACGUUCGCAGGAGCAACUUGGUUGGUGAUGCUCUGAGAGAACUGAGCAUCCAUUCAGAUAUUGACUUGAAAAAGCCUUUGAAGGUGAUCUUUGAUGGUGAGGAAGCCGUGGAUGCUGGUGGGGUCACAAAGGAAUUCUUUCUCCUGCUGCUGAAAGAGCUCUUGAAUCCCAUCUAUGGAAUGUUCACCUGCUAUUCAGACUCCAAUCUGCUCUGGUUCUCAGACACUUGUUUUGUUGAGCACAAUUGGUUUCACCUAAUUGGCAUCAUCUGUGGUCUGGCUAUCUACAACUUCACCGUGGUGGACCUCCACUUUCCCCUGGCUUUAUAUAAGAAACUUCUAAAUGUGAAGCCCUGCCUGGAUGACUUGAAGGAGUUAUCUCCCCUGGAAGGAAGGAGCCUCCAAGAGCUUUUAGAUUAUCCUGGGGAGGAUAUUGAAGAAACAUUCUGCCUCUACUUUACAGUGUUGGAAAUACAGAUAUGCAGAGAAAGUUAUGGAGUAGCAGAGCAGAAAAAUCUUGUUCCUGAUGGAGACAAAAUACCUGUGCAGAACAACAACAGGCAGGAAUUUGUGGAUGCCUAUGUGAACUAUGUCUUCAACCUUUCGGUGCAUGAGUGGUACACUGCUUUCUCAAGUGGCUUUCUUAAGGUGUGUGGUGGGAAGGUUCUUGAACUCUUCCAGCCUACCGAGCUAAGGGCCAUGAUCGUGGGAAGUAGCAACUACAACUGGAAGGAACUGGAGGAGAGUGCAGUUUACAAGGGAGACUAUUCAGCUACACACCCAACAGUACAAAUGUUCUGGGAGACAUUUCACGAAUUCCCUUUGGAAAAGAAGAAGAAAUUUCUUCUGUUCCUGACUGGCAGCGACCGUAUCCCCAUCUAUGGCAUGUCCAGUUUACGCAUCAUCAUUCAGUCCACCUCCAGCGGUGAGCACUACCUGCCGGUGGCCCACACCUGCUACAAUCUCCUUGACCUACCCAAGUACAGCAGCAAAGAAACCCUGAGCACACGACUUACUCAAGCCAUUGACCACUACGAGGGUUUCAGCUUGGCCUGAGGGCAAGCCAACCCCAACAGAGACAAUUCUGAAUUGAAAGAAAAUCUUGUCUUGUUCUUCCUUUUGUAAGGAAACAGGACAAGUUGCUCAGGGAAGCCUGGGAGGGGGGAAGGGAGGUGCAUAGGAAAACGGAUGCUCACAAAGGUCUAUCAAUGUUUCUCGGGGUUUCAAUAUAAAUGUUUUUGACCUAUCCAGCAAAAUCUGUUGAAACUUAUUUUAUGCUUAUUGGAUGACCUGUCUUGGUUUAAAAUGGCCUCUCUCUGCUUCUCCGAAGCCUGUUGAACUACCUUUAUAUUUCUGAGAUAUCUCCAUCUUUUUCAAAAAUAGACUCUGCCAACUGUGAAUUCCUUUCCAUUUUCUUCCCCAUCAGCCCAGAACUGCCCUCUUUUGCUAAUAGAUCAGGUUUCUCAGCUCCAGGGAUAAUUUCUUUAUGCCUUGAAGGCACCAAGCUUGGUUCUGGAAGAGUGGUGAGGGAAGGAAAUGAAAAGCUUACAUGUUUUCCCCCUUUACAUAAUUUUCCCCAUUUCAUAUUGUUUGCAGAAAAUGAUUGAUGGCACAAAUCUUCUUAGCCUUUUCUUUGACCAGAAGAGCCUCUUCUGUAGCAGGUUGGGAGUUGGAAGGCAGCAGAGGUCAUGUAAAAUUGGAUUACAGGACUUGAAUACUUUAUUUUUGUGUUAAUUGUUCAGAGAAGAAUUUGUGUUUCAAUGCAGUAUUUUUCAUUUUCUUUUCCCUCCAGGGAUGGGAAUUUCACAGCAUAGCCCAUGUUUUCUUCCCACCCCACCAGGUGCAAUGUGUUUCUUGCAGACUCCUACUGAACGUCCCUUCACCAUACUGCCUGUCUUAUCAAUGGAAGAUGCAUUAUUUUUUGGAACAGGCCUUCUCUGCCGCCACUGAGGUCCAGGGCCAGAGUACAGUGAGGUGAAUGGAAGAAAGCUGAUUAGCAAUUAGCAAAUCGCUCCCCCCCCCAUUUAUUAUAAAAGUCAUGGUGAAUAUUCCUCCCUGCCAGAUAAUUGUAUCAUAUGGUGGCCCAAGUCCAGUUAAAGUUGGUAAUGACUGAGUCCCAUGGAAAAUAAUGGAAUUAGUUCAUUUGGGACUGAAGGGGGUAAAGGCUAAUUGCAAUCCUGGUCCAGCUCAGCCAUGAAAAGUUUUGUUUUGUUUUUUCAGUCAGCCAAGCCAGGUGGAUUUUAGUCGUAAUUUAAUUUUGGUUGGUAUGGAGCCACAGUACUUGUGUACCUUUUAAUUCAACCAUGUUUUGCACUUCCCUGAUGAAAAGCUUUAAAGGCAUUAGGGGGUCACUUUGCUGUUUGGGUAGCCAAUCAGCUUCUUUCUACUGCAACUUUAAAAGAACUUUAACAAAUGCUUAUUUUGUAUGUGUGUGUACAUAGCUCAAUAUUAUGCAAUAAAUGGAAUGUUUCCUUCAGACUUUAUAUUAGUUUCGUGAUGCUU